CCCCCCGCCGCCAUGGCCCUUCCCGGCAUUCCCUAUGAGCGGCGGCUGCUCAUCAUGGCGGACCCCAGAGACAAGGCGCUGCAGGACUACCGCAAGAAGCUGCUGGAGCACAAGGAGAUCGACGGCCGCCUCAAGGAGUUAAGGGAACAGCUCAAAGAGCUCACCAAGCAGUAUGAGAAGUCAGAAAAUGAUCUCAAGGCCUUGCAGAGUGUUGGGCAGAUUGUUGGCGAGGUUCUUAAACAGCUGACAGAGGAGAAAUGUAAGUGGUGUUAG
Messenger RNA from Malurus melanocephalus (red-backed fairy wren), 273 nucleotides. Its product is annotated as 26S proteasome regulatory subunit 10B-like. NCBI's taxonomy places the organism in Eukaryota, Metazoa, Chordata, Aves, Passeriformes, Maluridae. The record is from RefSeq and is a predicted model, not a curated record. The transcript is spliced from 4 exons. Bases 13 to 273 code for a protein of 86 amino acids.